Trypanosoma cruzi is the source of this 612-nucleotide messenger RNA. RefSeq names its product trans-sialidase, putative. Gene Ontology annotation, cellular component: cytoplasm; membrane; intracellular membrane-bounded organelle. NCBI's taxonomy places the organism in Eukaryota, Euglenozoa, Kinetoplastea, Trypanosomatida, Trypanosomatidae. The record is from RefSeq and is a predicted model, not a curated record. Gene Ontology annotation, biological process: oligosaccharide catabolic process; ganglioside catabolic process. The transcript has a single exon. Gene Ontology annotation, molecular function: exo-alpha-sialidase activity. Bases 1 to 612 code for a protein of 203 amino acids.
AUGGGGAGGACAGUCGUCGGGGCCAGCAGGAUGUUCUGGCUAACGUGUUUCGUGCCGCUUCUUCUGGCGCUCUGCCCCAAUGAGCCCGCGCACGCCCUGGCACCCGGAUCGAGCCGAGUUGAGCUGUUUAAGCGGCAAAAUUCGACGGUGCCAUUUGAAGAGAACGGCGAAGUCCGACAGCGAGUUGUCCACUCGUUCCGCCUCCCCGCCCUUGUUAAUGUGGAUGGGGUGAUGGUUGCCAUCGCGGACGCUCGCUACGACACAUCCAAUGACAACUCCCUCAUUGACACGGUGGUGAAGUACAGCGUGGACGAUGGGGAGAAGUGGGAGACCCAAAUUGCCAUCAAGAACAGUCGUGCAUCGUCUGUUUCUCGUGUGGUGGAUCCCACAGUGAUUGUGAAGGGCAACAAGAUUUACGUCCUGGUUGGAGGCUACAAUAGUUCGAGAAGCUACUGGACGGCGCAGCGUGGCGUCAGGGUCGAUUGCCCCGUAUUGUCGGGGGAAGCCAGGAGCCAGCAAUGUUUCCCUCACGGGAUUGUUGCUGUUGGCACGGGGCUGACGGUAUUCGACCAACGCCAGCAACAGCCGCGUCUUGCUGGGGCACAGUUGUAA